Molecule: messenger RNA, 1198 nt
Organism: Arabidopsis lyrata subsp. lyrata
Lineage: Eukaryota; Viridiplantae; Streptophyta; Magnoliopsida; Brassicales; Brassicaceae
Exons: 2
Coding region: 566-1198 (210 amino acids)
Biological process (GO): proteolysis
Molecular function (GO): cysteine-type peptidase activity
Source: RefSeq, a predicted model, not a curated record
UCAAAUGGGAAGUGAGCGUCUGCAGGUAUAGUCCUUCAAUAUUUAUCAUUGAUAAAUUAUAUGUUACCUUCAUAUUACAGUAAAUGUUUGCUAAAUUAUUCAUUACCGUGUAAUUGUUUAACUUCUUUGUAAUUUUUUUUUUUUUUAAUUUAAUGUUUCAUAACAUUUUUUUUUGUAGGCUCAUGUUCCAUCGCAGAGGAGUGUUGUUGGUUAUCCAGGAGGUAGAAAGAGUAAAAGGCUCAGGACCAGAUCUUCCAAGUUAGACGGAAGGUUUCAGUUUGACAAGAAAACCAAGCUAUUGGUUGGGCACCCUUCUCCCAUCGCAACUCUUUCUACUAGAUCUAUAGACCCUGAUGAGCGUUUUAACAACUCCAUGAAGAAACUAAAAGCUAUUAGCUCUAUUUCUUUGGGCGACGAUGUUUCCAUUGCCAGCAAGGACAUCAUUGACCUUAUUGACAGGAAAAAACCAUUGUCUAACAAGGUAGUUUUAGCUAAAGCAUAUAGUUUCCCUAUAAAAUGUUUGUUACUAGUUAUUGAUGUUAACUUGUUUUCUGUCCAAUAGGUUAUGGAUGCGCUUUUGAAGUUUAGUAGGCACAUUCUGAGGACUGACGACGUCGAUGGACAGAAAUUGCGUGUAGAUUUGCUUGAUACCAAGUUUAUCUCUCACUUGUGUCGUCUAUUUCCAAAGUUUUCCAAAGCUCCUGUCCAUGAGGAUUUUCAGUUUCCAAAAGCUUUGAUUGAUGCUGUUGCUGGUGUGGGAGAGUUGGAUCGUGCUCAGCUUUUUACUGAAGUUGAUUAUCUAUACCUGCCAUUCAACUUUGACAAAAAACAUUGGGUUGCCCUAGUCGUCGAGCUUAACUGCGCAAAGAUUACUGUUCUUGAUUGCAAUGUUCAUUUGCGCACCGAUGCUAGUCUCAAGAUGGACCUCCAGCCACUUGCCAGAAUGCUUCCCUUUCUAUUUAGACAGGCGGCCUGUAAUCCAACAAUGAGCCAGAUGUCAACGUCUCCGUUUUCCAUUGAAAGGUCUCUCUGCAUCCCUCAGGUUACAGCCCAUGUUGAUUCCGGCCUCAUGACUCUUUUCCUCAUUCAUGGUCACGCAGCUGGUGGGAUGGAUGAUUGUGUGGAGUUUCCACCAGAUUCUAUUGACGCUGAAACCAAAAAACUUGUAUCUGCUAUUAUUCUCGCAGGUGUUCCUUAG